Messenger RNA from Aspergillus caelatus, 1548 nucleotides. Its product is annotated as FAD-dependent oxidoreductase. The transcript is spliced from 4 exons. Gene Ontology annotation, molecular function: FAD binding. The record is from RefSeq and is a predicted model, not a curated record. The coding region runs from base 1 to 1548 and encodes 515 amino acids. Lineage: Eukaryota; Fungi; Ascomycota; Eurotiomycetes; Eurotiales; Aspergillaceae.
AUGACGUUGCGAUCGAUUUCGGGGGACAUAAAACCCCCAAAAUUUAAAGUCGUCAUUGUCGGCGGCUCGAUCGCUGGCCUGACUCUUGCCCAUGUUUUAGCUGCCUACAACAUUGACUUUGUCGUUCUAGAGGCCCGCGAGGAAAUCGCUCCAAAUGUGGGCGCAAGUAUUGGCUUCACCGGUAACGCCCAUCGGAUCCUGGACCAACUCGGUGUGUGGGAUGAACUUGCCGAACUCGCAACCCCCAUCGUCAACAACUAUGUAUGGAACGAUCGAGGCCAUCAGCUUGGAUAUACGGGAGCCUUCAAACUCUCGCAAGUUCGUCAUGGUUACCCAGUCAUUUUCCUUACGCGCCAGCAAGUACUUGACGUGCUCUGGAAUAGGUUGCCAGACAAGAGCCGUGUUCUGGCUGGUAAAAAAGUGGUCAAGAUGGAGCAAUCCUCCACAGAAGCGACGGUGCAGUGCCUUGACGGGUCGACCUACACGGGUGAUAUCGUCGUCGGCGCCGAUGGCGUGCAUAGUAUCAUUCAUAAAGAGAUGUGUCGACACAUGGAAAUGACCCAGCAGAGUGAUGUAUUGCUUUCUGAAAAUAAGAGGAUGGUCACGCAAUAUCGCGGUGUCUUUGGUAUUUCCAGCUCGGUUACAGGGAUCAAAGAAGGGGAGAUGCACAAUGUCUUUGUAAAGGGGGCUUCUAUCCUUGUUAUUGGCUGUAAAGACCAUGUGUUUUGGAUUGUUGGAGUGAAGAUGGAAAGAACAUAUUACGCCCCAGAAACUCCGCGUUUCGAUCAGUCGCAACUGGAAGAUGACCUUGCAUUUUUGAUGGACAAACACGUUUGUGCAGGAGUUCAAUUUAAGGAGGUAUAUCAACGAUGUAUUCGAUCCAGCCAUCUGCCUCUUGAAGAAGGUAUAUUUGAGCGAUGGAAUUGUGGAAGGGCUGCUUGUAUAGGCGACUCAGUUCACAAGAUGACCCCAAACCUUGGCCAAGGAGGAUGCUGCGCUAUAGAAAGUGCCGUAACCUUGGCUAAUGCAAUAAUAGAGAUUGUGCAAAGCCGAGAAAAACAGCAGCCUCCAAAUAUCGAAACCAGAUUGGACUCCUGGGCAACUGCGAGCAAGCCCAGGAUGAGGCUUAUUUGUACGCUGUCAGAGAUGGUGAUACGGAUGCAAUCGCUAGAUAAUGUGGUCUAUGAGAUUACUGGCCCAAUCUUUUCCAAGUACUAUAUGGACACCUUUGCAGAUCUCAUAUCUGACAUGGGCGUGGGUGGCGAAUGCAUAUCUUUUCUCCCUCUACCCGAACGUCAAAGAACUGGGACGAUGCCGUUUGGGAAGCGCCACUAUAUCGGGUCCCCGAUUAUACCACCCGGCCGUCUACUUUGGAGCAUCCCGCUUCUGAUUUGCUUCUCCUUAAGCAUUCUUAUGUCUCCAGCAGAGAUCCCAGCUUCGAGCUCUUGGGACGUGUAUUCUGCGAUUGCGGACCUGGGGAUCUUCCAGACUAUUUGGGCUCUGGAGAGCGUAAGAAUUUGCAACGCCAUAACCUUCAUGAGCUUGUAA